AUGAGUCUAAUAAUCAUUAAGAGUGGUAUUUUGGAAGCUUUAAGAGGUGCAAUAUCUAAAGAGAUAACUAAUGCUAAGGAGUUCCUUGCCGAAAUUGAGAAACGUUUUGUGAAAAACAAUAAAGCUGAAAGAAGCACACUUUUGCAAAGCUUGAUUUCAAUGAAGUAUAAAAGUAAGGGGAACAUAAGGGAGUACAUCAUGGAGAUGUCUCACAUUGUUUCAAAACUUAAAGGGCUAAACCUUGAGCUGUCUGAUGACUUGCUUGUGCAUUUGGUAUUGAUCUCACUUCCUACACAGUUCAAUCAAUUUAAGGUUAGUUAUAACUGCCAGAAGGAGAAAUGGUCUCUAAAUGAGCUCAUUUCAUAUUGUGUGCAAGAGGAAGAAAGGCUGAAGCAAGAUAGAACUGAAGUUGCUCAUUUGGUAAGUACUUUUAAGGAUAAGGGCAAGAAAAAGAUGAAUGAAUAUGAAGCUGCUUCUAAGGGUCCAGCACAAAAGAAACAGAAGGAAGAUAAAUGA
Olea europaea var. sylvestris is the source of this 516-nucleotide messenger RNA. RefSeq lists its product as uncharacterized. The coding region runs from base 1 to 516 and encodes 171 amino acids. The transcript has a single exon. The record is from RefSeq and is a predicted model, not a curated record. NCBI's taxonomy places the organism in Eukaryota, Viridiplantae, Streptophyta, Magnoliopsida, Lamiales, Oleaceae.